Messenger RNA from Trichobilharzia regenti, 1026 nucleotides. Lineage: Eukaryota; Metazoa; Platyhelminthes; Trematoda; Strigeidida; Schistosomatidae. The record is from the annotation of a GenBank genome assembly.
AUGUUACUCGCUUCAUAUUCUCGAGGAUCACAAAAGUGUAUUAAAGGUCAUGAAAUGAACAGCCGUGGAUUAACUACUAUUUAUGUGGCACAUACGAACAUGUCGCAAGAAUCAUAUCGUUCUAAGCUCGUCUCCGAUUCUCAGUCAGACGGACACCUGGAUGUAUCUCCAUGGGGUGAGAAAUCUAACUUAGACCCGAAGAACUUCAUCAUCAUUGACAAGUCAGGUGGAGUUUUCGGCAGAAUUCCAGUUAUAGAACCGUUUAGCUAUUUUAGUGACCAUUUUAAUUCGGCUGGCCUUAGUAUAUUUAACUGCAAUUGGUCAGAUAUUUACGAUUUCACAGCGGAUGAGAAUACAGACAGCGUCCAUGUCUCGCUUUUAGAAAAAUGUAAUGAAAUAGAAAAACUAAUCUCAACACCUAAGACAGCUUUAGAAUGCGAACUGGAAAAUAGCGAACUUAAAAAUGAUGAUGAUUCCAUUGCACUUUUACAGCCUUUAAUGUCGAUACCGUUGUCUUUUUCAUCGGAUAAUUCUGUUGUCCCAUUAACUAUUGGCAAUAAAUCACAAGUUAGUGCAUUCAUUCAGUCGAAUAAUCUAACAACUGAAAAUCACUUCAAUAAAUCUGCACUCAUUACAGUAUUUCCACAUGAAACAGCUAUUCAAUCAGCUAAAUUGAUAUGUGAUUAUUUAAGGAAACUUAAUUCUUCGUCAUUGUCAGCAAAGACUGCAAAGGCCUACUUCCACGACGUACGUGAUCGUGUAGCAAAAAGGGGGAGCCGGCGAAGAGUUGCUGUUGACAAUAUUAAGAUUGACGAGAGGGUCUCUACUGAUAGUUCAAUGGAUCUACUUGAUGUUGAUGGGGGUGAAAGUCAAAGUUGGCAGUGUCAAAAAUUUUCUUAUGAGGUGUGUAUUACACAUCAACUUCAGUCGUCAAUUAAUACAUUAUCGAGUGAUAAAGAUGUUGUAUCUGCAUCAACAUGUGUUAAACAAAAACAUUCGAAAGUGCCUUUACAAAAACAUGAAUAA